AUGGGUGGAGCGAGCAGCCGGCAAAGCGAGGGCGGCUCGACGGCGUUUAAGGGAUGCUGGCCAAGGAGGAGGAGAGGCCGCAAGGAGGAAAAGUACGCAAAGACGGGCACAAAACGGAGCUCUUCACAUCUAUCCAGAAUCGAGAUAGAGCGUGAGUGCGUGUGGGAGGAGCUGCCGACUCCGAGUUCCGACAGAAUGUACGAAAUGGGCGGCGACCCGCACGACGAGCUGCUGGCUCUGGGUAGUGGGAUGAAUUAUGAAAAAUUGAUGCAGAUAAUCCGAUGCUUCCCGUUUCCUUCGCCACGAAAUUCGCCCCGAGGUUCGCCGAGGCUCCAGAAGAAGAGCCGGAAUCGGGAGCGGAGCAAAACGGAAGGCGAGAAUGACUGCUGCCUGCUCCAUCCAAAUGCCAUGGAGCACGCGUUCGGGCGGCUGGUUCAGGUCUCCGUGGAGACGAUGGCCAUCACAGCCCUGCCACGGGAAUCAAUCGAUAAUUGGCUGAAGGAACGGCUGAAGAAAUGGGUCCAGUUGAGUGGACAUGAAGGAAGCAUCGUCCCCGCCUCAUGCAAUACCCUCUACAAGAAGCAGUGCUCAAACCGAGCCGAGGGCCUCGCCUACGCGGCUAUAUCGAAGGACCCGCGUCUCCAGGAAAUCGGCUUCGCCCCCAGAUUCCAUCGACAAAUCGAGAAGAAUGAGGAGAGCUUCAUUGAGAUCGAGGACCUGCUGUCGCAAUUCCGGGAUCCGUCUCAUACGGCGAUUAUGGAUAUUAAAGUUGGGACAAGGACAUUCCUCGAAUCCGAAGUAUCAAACACCAAGCUCCGCCCGGACCUCUACGACAAGAUGGUCGCCAUCGACCCCGACGAGCCCACCGAGGAGGAGCAUAAAAGGAGAAGCAUCACGAAGCUGCGCUACAUGCAGUUCCGCGAGCGGGAGAGCAGCUCCGCCCAGCUCGGCUUCCGGAUUGAGGCCGCCAAGAUGCCUGGCGGUUCCCUCCAAAAGAACUUCAAGAAGGUUCGCAGCUGGGAGGACGUCUCGGCGACGAUGCGCGAAUUCUUUGGCGCAGAUGUGAAGCGAGUUCGUCAAGCCAUCCUAAACAGACUCAUCAAAAUGCGAGACGCCGUCGAGCACAGCGAGUUCUUUGCUGCACAUGAGGUGGUGGGCAGCUCUCUCCUGUUGAUGUACGACAGAGACCAAGUGGGGGUGUGGGCGAUUGACUUCGCCAAGUCGACGCGGAUAGAGGCUGGAAGGAGGUUGAGCCAUCGAGACACGUGGACACCCGGGAAUAAUGAGGAUGGAUAUCUGAUGGGGAUUGAUAAUCUGAUACAGAUUGUCGAAGACCUAAAUGCCGAGGAU
This is a messenger RNA of Mesorhabditis spiculigera, 1350 nucleotides long. The record is from the annotation of a GenBank genome assembly. Lineage: Eukaryota; Metazoa; Nematoda; Chromadorea; Rhabditida; Rhabditidae.